AUCUAGGCUCUGUCACGUCGGUUGUAUUUAGGAUUCCACCGAGAGGAGGAUCUGCAUUCUUGGAUUUUCUUCCCUCCUUCACCGAUCCGGAUUAUUCAGGUUUUCCCUACCGAUCAACCAAUCUAGCGCUUUUUUCGAGUGGGUGAAACACGAACAGGUAAGAUAUGGCUCGUACCAAGCAGACCGCUCGUAAGUCUACUGGAGGAAAGGCGCCAAGGAAGCAACUGGCGACCAAAGCUGCUAGGAAAAGCGCGCCCUCUACUGGUGGUGUGAAGAAGCCUCAUCGUUACAGGCCUGGAACUGUGGCUCUGAGAGAGAUCAGGCGUUACCAGAAGUCAACAGAGCUGCUCAUCCGGAAGCUUCCCUUCCAGCGACUGGUCAGGGAAAUUGCCCAGGACUUCAAGACUGACCUGCGUUUUCAGAGUGCUGCGAUUGGGGCUCUCCAGGAAGCCAGUGAAGCAUACCUUGUUGGGCUGUUCGAGGACACAAACUUGUGUGCCAUUCACGCCAAGAGGGUGACCAUCAUGCCCAAAGAUAUCCAGCUGGCUCGCCGGAUAAGAGGGGAGAGGGCUUAGAUGGCACCCUUUUGGGUGCCCGCAGAAUAUUUAUCAUGCUUUUAUUUACCACUUUGGACGUUCAGUUUCAUUCAUUUUUUUAAGAAGAUGUAUUUAAGACAAGAACAAAGUCGCUGUAAUUAUCAUUCCAUUGAGUUAGAUGUGUACAGCGUGUCACGCGGGUACUGUGCCAUAGGUUUAAGGUAGAGAUGGUGCAGGGAUUUGAUUUAAUAGUUUGUGGUUGUCUGAGACGAGCUCUUUGCAUGUAUUGGGUUGAUGUAAGUACAUUAGAUGUCGCCCUUUAGGUGGUCAAUAGGAAUUUGGGGGGGUGUUUCACACAAAACCGGGUUGUAAAUCCUUUCAAGUGGCCCUGGGAUGGAUCUGUGCUAUUGUCAUGGUGUGUGUAUGCAUAUAGGUGUCUGUUUCCCUCUUCCAGCCUCUAGGGAAUCCCAGCAGGAUCCCUCAUGCAAUAAUCUCCACUUGAGCCGUCACCCAGCAUCUCUUGCACGGUGUUAGGAACAAAAGUGGGUGAAUGCAAACAUUGUGCAGACUUGUUGUAUUCAGGGCUGCUUUUUAUAUUUUUCCAAUGUAAACUUUGGCAGCUACAAAUAUGUGUCACAUUGUCUUUCUAUUAAAUUCCUUUAAAAGUG
This is a messenger RNA of Brienomyrus brachyistius, 1204 nucleotides long. Its product is annotated as histone H3.3A. Gene Ontology annotation, cellular component: nucleosome. The transcript is spliced from 4 exons. Bases 165 to 575 code for a protein of 136 amino acids. The record is from RefSeq and is a predicted model, not a curated record. Lineage: Eukaryota; Metazoa; Chordata; Actinopteri; Osteoglossiformes; Mormyridae. Gene Ontology annotation, molecular function: protein heterodimerization activity; DNA binding; structural constituent of chromatin.